UGAAAUUGAUCUGAGCAUAGCAUGUAUUUCUUUUUCUCUGUGUACAUACAUUGAAAUGGCAGCAGCCAGAAUUUUAGUGACUCUGAACCAGUUUAGCUGUUCAAUUUGUCUGGAUCUACUAAAGAAUCCUGUGACCAUUAACUGUGGACACAGUUACUGUAUGAGCUGUAUUACAGACUACUGGGAUCAGAAGAGAGUCUACAGCUGCCCUCAGUGCAGACAGACCUUCACUACAAGACCUGUUUUAGGUAAAAACACCAUGCUGACUGAAGUGGUGGAGAUACUAAAGAAGACUAAACUACAAGCUGCUCGUCCUGAACACUGUUAUGCUGAACCCGGAGAUGUGGAGUGUGACGUCUGUACUGAGAGGAAACACAAAGCUGUCAAGUCCUGUCUGGUGUGUCUGAACUCUUACUGUCAAAAUCAUCUUGAACAACAUGAGAAAUUCUUUAGAGGCAAAAAGCACAACCUGAUAGAUCCCACUGGACGACUUCAGGAGAUGAUCUGCCCUCAACAUGAUAAAAUGCUUGAUAUUUACUGUUGUACUGACAAGCGCUGCAUUUGUUAUCUGUGUAUGGUGGACAAGCACAAAAAUCACGAUACAAUAUCAACUAAAGAAGAGAGAACAAAGAAACAGAAACAAUUAAUGGAGACACAGAAAAAAUAUCAUCAGAGAAUCCAGGAGAGCCAGAAAAAGCUUCAGGAGCUGAGAGAUGCUGUGAAGACUCAUAAGCGCUCUGCAGAGACAGCAGUGGACAACACUGAGAGGAUCUUUACUCAACUGAUCAAAACCAUUGAGAGAAGACGAUCUGAGAUGACACAGCUGAUCAGAGAUCAGGAAAAGGCUGCAGUGAAUGAAGCUGAAGGACUCUUGAAGCGACUGGAGAAGGAGAUUGAUGAUCUGAGGAGGAGAGACGCUGAGCUGGAGCAGCUUUUACACACAGAUGAUCACAUCCAUUUCCUCCAGAGUUUCCAGUCUCUUUCUGUUCCUCCUGGAUCUUCAGACUCACUCAGCAUCACUUUCAGUUCUCUCCUCUCUUUUGAUAAUGUAGGAAAAUUUGUGUCUAAUCUAAAAGCAAAACUGGAGGAUUUCUGCAGAAAAAUUGGAAACAUAUCUGUUAGAGAAAUUAUUUCCGGCCAUGAACCCAAGACCAGAAAGGAGUUCCUCAAAUAUUCCCAGAAGCUGAAACUGAAUCCGAACACUGCAUACAAACGGCUCUGUCUGUCUGAGGGGAAACAAGGGGUUACUAACACUGACAAUGUCCAGCCGUAUCCUGAUCAUCCAGACAGAUUUGAGGUUAUACCUCAAGUGUUGUGUAGUGAGAGUGUGAGUGGAUGCUGUUACUGGGAGGUUGAAUGGAGUGGUCAGGUGGAAAUAUCAGUGUCAUAUAAGAGCAUCGGCAGGAAAGGGUGGGGUAAUAACUGUUGGUUUGGAUAUAAUGAUCAGUCCUGGAGUUUUUUCUGCUGUGACUCCAGUUGCUCCUUUUGGCACAAUAACAUUGAGACUAAUCUCCCAGUAGUGUCCAGAUCUUCUAGAAGAAUAGGAGUGUAUGUGAAUCACAGUGCAGGAUCUCUGUCCUUCUACAGCGUCUCUGACACAAUGACCCUCAUCCACAGAGUCCACACCACAUUUAAUCAACCUCUCUAUCCUGGUUUUGUGGUUUAUAAAUCAGUGACAUUGUGUGAUGUAACAAUAGUGUCACAGGUUUGAGCUCCAUGAUAAUUAAAAAAAAAUAUUAGGCCUUAGUUCUAUUUAGACAUUUAAGUAGUUUUUACAAACAUACCUUACAAAAAACAAUACUGGUAUGUGCAUCUUGAAACUAAAUAAUGCCACUGAUAUAUGUUAAGAUAUAUCAAGGGCCAAAAAUUACAAUUUAUUGAUCCCAGUUGACCGGGUUACAAACCUAGAUGCUUAAUUAUUAUGCUUUUUUUAAGAGUGUACUCUACACUGGCCCUUAAUAAUAUGUCAGGUCUUAUUAGCUUAAGAUUAAUCUGGGAUAGAAGAAUUUCCUUUGAGAUUAACAAAACAAGUUGCAUGUGUUUGUAUGUAAAUUAGAUAUGUAAAUGUGCUUGUAAAAUAUUUUUGUCUUUACUUUGCAAUUGGGUGUAGUUCUUUCGUGCCUUUCAAAAAUAACUCUCUUCACAUUCAUGGCUAAUGAUAGAUUUGUAUCACUCAUGUAACUGUAUAGAAAAUACCAAAACUCUUCUAAUAAUAUUGUCAA
Misgurnus anguillicaudatus (oriental weatherfish) is the source of this 2222-nucleotide messenger RNA. The record is from RefSeq and is a predicted model, not a curated record. Lineage: Eukaryota; Metazoa; Chordata; Actinopteri; Cypriniformes; Cobitidae.